UGAGAAAAACAGCACAAGUCAAUCUUACGGCUCCCCCCUAAGUGACUCUGUCAAAGUCUCUUAUACUGGUGGGAAAAACUCCUGAACUUGGUGCUUCAUUCACUUGAUGAGGCUCCCAAAGCCCAGCAUCUCCAUGAAUCCUGUUGGUGAGGUUACCUGGGGUCAGGACAUCAUUAUCACUUGUUCAAUCUCAACUCAGGUUUUAGGUGGAACAUUCAUCCUGCAAAAGACCUCGGGAUCAUUCAGGAAGACCCAAGCACUGAGUAACAACUCUGCUAUCUUCAGCAUCCCUCAGGUGGACUUUAAUAAUGAAGGACUGUACCAGUGUCAUUAUGAGAAAAGCCACUCAAGUCAAUAUUACAGUGCCCCCCUAAGUGACCCGGUUAGAUUCUCUCUUACUGUGAGCUUCCCAAAGCCCAGCAUCUCCCUGAAUUCUGUUGGUGAGGUUAUCAGGGUUCAAGACACCAAGAUCCUUUGUUCGAUCUCAACUCAGGUUGUAGGUGGAACAUUCGUCCUGCAGAAUACCUUGGGAUCAUUUAGGAAGAUCAAAAAAUCAAGUACCAGCUCUGCUACCUUGCAUAUUCCACAAGUGACCUUUGACAACGAAGGAUCGUACCAGUGCCAGUAUGAGAAAAGCAGCUCAAGUCAAUCUUACAACACUGUCCAAAGUGAUUCUGUCAGACUCUCUGUGUCUUUGUUGCUGCUGCUCUCCUCUGUAGCUGCUGGGAUCCUGCUGCUGCUCGUGCUGGUCUUGUUGCCAGUCUUUCUGGUCUGCAGGAGAAGACGACGAGCUAAGCAGCCUGAAGCAGUUGUCCUAAUUCAAUUAUCUGUCAUCGCUGGGGAUGAUUAUUAAAGCAGAGAGGAUGAUGAUGAGGACGAGGAGGAGGACUAUGUGAAUGCUGAUCCAGUGGACAGCAAGAACCUCAGGAGCAAGGAUAACCCUAAUCCUAAGUCAUGAAUUUGAGGACCCAGAGACAGAGGCUCUAAUGUAAAUUUCUUUCAAAAUUUCAAACGGUGGACUGUUUGAUAUAAAUGAUUUGACAAAAACUGACAUAUCCUUGUCUUGGAUGUAUUACCAUGAAAAGACAUGUAAUAAAUGUGCUCAGGGGCAACACAUUGUCAAAUUUGACACAAUAAAUGUGUGAGCCAUUUUAACAC
Molecule: messenger RNA, 1158 nt
Organism: Larimichthys crocea (large yellow croaker)
Lineage: Eukaryota; Metazoa; Chordata; Actinopteri; Sciaenidae
Product: leukocyte immunoglobulin-like receptor subfamily B member 2
Exons: 5
Coding region: 107-853 (248 amino acids)
Biological process (GO): immune response-regulating signaling pathway
Source: RefSeq, a predicted model, not a curated record